Molecule: messenger RNA, 2463 nt
Organism: Branchiostoma floridae (Florida lancelet)
Lineage: Eukaryota; Metazoa; Chordata; Leptocardii; Amphioxiformes; Branchiostomatidae
Product: argininosuccinate lyase-like
Exons: 15
Coding region: 176-1615 (479 amino acids)
Cellular component (GO): cytosol
Molecular function (GO): argininosuccinate lyase activity
Source: RefSeq, a predicted model, not a curated record
GUUUUCCCAGCCCCCGUGCAUGCUGGGUAAUAGAACUUCCAACAUGGCGGCGCCCGUGUGAAUGAAAGUCCACGAUCCACUUUCACUUUUCCUCUUCAAUCAAGGUGGCUUUGGCAUCCUCUGAUCAAGAAGCAGAUUCUCCCUUCUGUCCGUGUUGCCAGGCGACGUAUUGAGAAUGAGUGAGGGUUCCAAGCUGUGGGGCGGGCGCUUCACCGGGGGCGUUGACCCCGUGAUGGAGAGGUUCAACGCGUCGAUCGGGUUCGACAAGCGGAUGUGGGAGGCGGACAUCAAGGGCAGCCAGGCGUACGUCCGCGCGCUCGGGAAGGUCGGGCUUGUCAGCAAGGACGAAAUGGAAGAGAUCUACGAGGGGCUGGGAAAGGUGGCUAUCGAGUGGCAGAACGGGACCUUUGAGAUCCAGCCCAGCGAUGAAGACAUCCACACUGCAAACGAGAGACGGCUCAAGGAGCUGAUUGGUCCCGCUGCGGGAAAGCUUCACACGGGCCGGAGCCGGAACGACCAGUGCGCGACCGACAUGCGGAUCUGGCUGCGUGAGGCGCUCAGAACGCUGAGGGGAUACCUUCUGGACUUCAUCCAUGUCUUCCUGGAGAGGGCCAAAAGGGAGACCGAGAUCAUCAUGCCAGGCUAUACCCACCUGCAGAGGGCUCAGCCAAUCAGAUGGAGCCACUGGUUGCUAAGCCAUGCCUGCGCCUUGCAGAGGGAUGCACAGAGGCUGGAUGAGAUGGCUGUCAGGGUCAACGAACUCCCCCUGGGAAGUGGCGCCCUGGCAGGAAACCCCUUCAAUGUGGACAGACAGUUCCUGGCUAAGGAGCUGGGAUUUGGUGCAGUAAGUCUGAACAGCCUGGAUGCCACCAGUGGGAGGGACUUUGUAGUGGAGUUCCUGUUCUGGGCGUCGCUAACGGCAACCCACCUGAGUAAGUGGGCGGAGGACCUCAUCAUCUACAGCAGCAAGGAGUUCAGCUUCAUCUCCCUGUCAGAUGCCUACAGCACUGGAAGCAGCCUGAUGCCACAGAAGAAGAACCCAGACAGCCUGGAGCUGAUCAGGGGGAAGGCAGGCCGAGUGUUUGGACACUGCUCAGGUUUCAUGAUGACCUUGAAAGGCCUGCCCAGCACCUACAACAAGGACCUUCAGGAGGACAAGGAGGGGAUGUUCGACGCCUACGACACCAUGAUGGGCGUGUUGCUAGUGGCAACGGGCGUGCUGUCCACCCUGGAGGUCAACAAGGUCGCGGCAAAGGCUGCCCUGAGCCCGGACAUGCUGGCCACGGAUAUUGCGUACUACCUGGUCCGCAAGGGGAUCCCAUUCCGUGAGGCCCACGGCAUGUCGGGUGCUGCGGUUCACCUGGCGGAGACCAAGAAGUGCCAGCUGAGCGACCUGAAGCUUGAAGACUUACAGACCAUCAGCCCGAAGUUCGAGGCUGACGUAGAGAAGCUGUGGAACUAUGAGAACAGCGUGGAACAGUACACGGCUUCGGGCGGCACGAGCGGCGCGUCCGUCAUGCACCAGAUCCAGACGCUGGACGAGUGGCUGGCUCACAUGAGGAACAAGUCACACACCAUGAAGUCCAGAAUGGAGAUGGACGUCACUCUGAACUAAAACAUGCGAGUCUGAUGCAGUAAUCACUGUGGCUUGAUAGGGGGAGCUGCUGACACAUGUAUGUUUGAUGCAGUAAUAACUAUGAGUUGAUAGGGGGAGCUGCUGACACAUGCAAGUUUGAUGCAGUAAUCACUGUAGGCUGAUAGGGGGAGCCGCUGACACAUGUAUGUUUGAUGCAGUAAUAACUAUGAGUUGAUGGGGGGGGGGCUGCUGACACAUGUAUGUUUAAAAUCGCGAUCACUGUACCUCCAGGUAGAAAACCACGUUGUUCUGAAAAGAAACUGCUGAUCAUGAUGAGCUGCUAGAUAACUAGUGACUGCUUUGUUGCUGUUUUAGUAUACCUGCCAUUUAAAAUUGUCAAGUCUCUUUCUGAUGGUACUUUUGAUGAGGUGGCUGUCAAAUUAUCAUGGCAAGUUUGACUGAAAUGAUGUGACUGUCUGUGCCAAAUGUGAAACUUUUCUGUUGUAUCUGUGGACGUCCCUACAGUCUUAAAUGGUCUGCUCCAAAAGUUCUAUAUGGCCUUGUGCCAUUGGUCAGUCAGAAUGGACUGUACCAUGAUGAUAUACAAACAGGAUACGGGACCACCAAUGUUUGACUUUGAAUCUGUGAUGUAAUCUGUGAUGUUGUGACUGUAACAAAUUUAUGGCCUAUGUGAUUGACAGGUCACAUGACUACAGACUGACCAAUCAGGUGUUGUGCAUGUCACAUGGCAAUUUUCUGACCAAUCAAGUGUGGAAUAAGAUAAGGUUAUUUCUGAUUAUUGUGCAAUGGAUUGUUAACCAAGGUGUGUGAAUCGAGAGAUCUGAUAUAUUGGUGGAUUAAUGUUGAAAUAAAAAUGUCAGAUGUUA